Messenger RNA from Phragmites australis (common reed), 1273 nucleotides. RefSeq names its product PRA1 family protein B6-like. The record is from RefSeq and is a predicted model, not a curated record. Lineage: Eukaryota; Viridiplantae; Streptophyta; Magnoliopsida; Poales; Poaceae. Gene Ontology annotation, cellular component: Golgi apparatus; endoplasmic reticulum. The transcript has a single exon. Gene Ontology annotation, biological process: vesicle-mediated transport. Bases 142 to 975 code for a protein of 277 amino acids.
UCCAUUGCCACUUCCCUCCCACAAAUAGACUAAUAGAGCCAGUUUUCUUUUCCAGCGAAGCACCGCGCAAUCCUCUCCUUCCCAUCUCCUUCCCCAACCUCUCUCCUCCAACUCCAAUCCGACCCCUCCGCCGAUCUCCCGAUGCGCAACUCCGCCGCCGCCCAACCCCAGCCUCCCGCCGCCGCUGCCAUGUACGGCGCUGUCUACGCCGCGCCCGCCUCUUCCGGCAGCGGCGGAGCCGGCGGAUACGUCUACCCCGCGCCCACCUCUUCCGCCGGCGGCGGAGGCUACGCCAAGAUCCCCACAUACCCCGCGCCCCCGUCGUCCUACCCCAACCCCGCACCCCUCCCGCCACAGGCGCCGGCGCCGGCCCCGAUCCACGACCCCACGGCGCCGCCCUCCCCGCUCGCCAAGGCGGCCGAGCUCGUCACGCGGUUCCGCGAGCAGGGCCAGGCGCUCAUCGCGGCGCGCCGGCCCUGGGCCGAGGUCUUCCGCGCGCCGGCCUUCUCCAAGCCUCCUUCCCUCGGCGAAGCCCUCGCCAGGGUGCGCCGCAACGCGGCCUACUUCCGCGCCAACUACGCGCUCACCUUGCUCGCCGUCGUCGCCGCCUCGCUCCUCUGGCAUCCGGGCACGCUCUUCGCGCUCCUCGCGCUCUGCGCCGCCUGGUUCUUCCUCUACUUCGCGCGCCCCGCCCAUGGGGGCCAGCCGCUCAGGAUCCUCGGGACGGAGUUCGACGACGGCACCGUACUCGCCGCGCUCUGCGGGGUUACCGUCGUCGCCAUGCUCUUCACCGACGUGGGGUGGAACGUCAUUGGGUCCGCCAUGAUCGGCGGCGCCCUGGUCGGCGCGCACGCCGCGCUACGGUCCACGGACGACCUCUUUUUGACGGAGCAGGAGGCAGCCGGGGACGGACUGGUGGCCGCCGGCAUUAGCGCCGCUGGGCCCAUCCUGCCCACCUAUGUCCGCAUUGGUUGAUCGCUGUGAUGGUCGUGGUAUGAUGAUGGUUUCCAAGAUGCAAACUUUAUACAACAUUGCUUGCAAGUGAAUUUUCUCUGUAAUUACCCGACUUAUCAGUUGGAUUUGAUCACGAUGCUUUGCAUAGUAUCUAUUGGUUAUUUUGUGGGCAUGUAAAAAUACUGGUAGCCUGGUUUUUCGUCUUAGAUUUGUGAUGAAUUGCGUGCAAUCAUAGUAUGAACAUAUUAUUUCAUAGCUGUGUUGAGUUGGAAAUUGGUAUGGUGGUGGUGUUCAUAUAUAAAGCUGUGGUUAUAUUUCA